This is a messenger RNA of Plasmodium adleri (nom. inval.), 777 nucleotides long. RefSeq names its product aquaglyceroporin. The record is from RefSeq and is a predicted model, not a curated record. Lineage: Eukaryota; Apicomplexa; Aconoidasida; Haemosporida; Plasmodiidae. Gene Ontology annotation, cellular component: plasma membrane. Gene Ontology annotation, biological process: water transport; glycerol transmembrane transport. The transcript has a single exon. Gene Ontology annotation, molecular function: water channel activity; glycerol channel activity. Bases 1 to 777 code for a protein of 258 amino acids.
AUGCAUAAGUUAUUUUAUAAAUCAUAUAUUAGGGAAUUCAUUGGAGAAUUUUUAGGAACCUUCGUUUUAAUGUUUCUUGGUGAAGGAGCUACAGCAAAUUUCCAUACAACUGGAUUAUCUAGCGAUUGGUAUAAAUUAUGUUUCGGUUGGGGUUUAGCAGUAUUUUUUGGUAUAUUAGUAUCAGCAAAAUUGAGUGGUGCACAUUUAAAUUUAGCUGUUUCAGUAGGUUUAUCAUCUAUUAAUAAAUUUGAUUUUAAAAAGAUACCUUUAUAUUUCAUUGCACAAUUAUUAGGAGCAUUUGUAGGAACAUCAACUGUAUAUGGAUUAUAUUAUGGAUUUAUAUCUAGUAGUAAGAUUCCUCAAUUUGCAUGGGAAACUAGUAAAAAUGAAGCCAUAAGUUUAACUGGUGCAUUUUUUAAUGAAUUAUUAUUAACUGGUAUAUUAUUACUAGUAAUAUUAGUAGUAGUUGAUGAAAAUAUAUGUGGAAAAUUUCACAUAUUAAAACUUAGCUCAGUUGUUGGAUUAAUUAUUUUAUGUAUUGGUAUAACUUUCGGUGGAAAUACUGGAUUUGCUCUUAACCCUUCAAGAGAUUUAGGAGCCAGAUUUUUAUCUCUAAUCGCAUAUGGAAAAGCUACAUUUACAAAAGAUAAUUGUUAUUUUUGGGUACCUCUUGUAGCUCCAUGUGUAGGUAGUGUAGUCUUUUGUCAGUUCUAUGAUAAAGUUAUUUGCCCCUUAGUCGAUCUUGCAAAUAAUGAAAAGGAUGGUGUAGAUUUGUAA